UGAAAUAUCUGCUCGCAUCUCCAGAGCGACACACUGGCCGAGUAAAACUGCAUGCUGGGCUGCAUGUCCCGGGGAAAUGGGGAACAAGCAGACUAUUUUCACUCAACAGCAGCUGGACGCGUAUCAGGACUGUACAUUCUUCACCAGAAAAGAAAUUUUAAGACUCUUUCAUAGGUAUCGCGAUUUGGCCCCGCAGCUCGUCCCACUGGACUACACCACCCAGCCAGAUGUGCGCCUACCCUAUGAGCUGAUCGGCAGCAUGCCAGAGCUGAAGGAUAACCCGUUCAGGCAGAGAAUCGCAGAAGUGUUUUCCGAGGACGGAGAAGGAAACAUGACCUUAGACGAUUUCUUGGAUAUGUUCUCAGUGCUGAGCGAAAUGGCACCAAGGGAUCUAAAGGCCUACUACGCAUUCAAAAUCUAUGACUUUAACAACGAUGACUUCAUUUGUAAAUCGGACCUGGAGAAGACCUUGAACAAGCUUACUCGGAACGAGCUGACCGAAGACGAAGUGAGCAUGGUGUGCGAAAAAGUCCUCGACGAGGCCGACAUGGACAACGACGGCCGCCUGUCUCUGGAGGAUUUCCAGCACAUGAUCGUGAGAGCGCCGGAUUUCCUCAGCACAUUCCAUAUCAGAAUAUAAAACAAGUCUGGAUUGAAAAGACGAAGCAGUUUGACCGAACGUAGACGCCACAGUGAAGACGAGAUGGAGGGAAUGUCACCUGGCCUCGGAAAAUUUUUUUUUUUUUACAGCACUUUUCUUCUGAGAACAAUGAAUCAACAGUGAAAUGCAUCAAACCGAGAUGUUGCACUUCC
This is a messenger RNA of Hemibagrus wyckioides, 813 nucleotides long. It is a transcript of the gene cib3, whose product is annotated as calcium and integrin binding family member 3. The record is from RefSeq and is a predicted model, not a curated record. Gene Ontology annotation, molecular function: calcium ion binding. The transcript has 6 exons. Lineage: Eukaryota; Metazoa; Chordata; Actinopteri; Siluriformes; Bagridae. The coding region runs from base 77 to 640 and encodes 187 amino acids.